Molecule: messenger RNA, 856 nt
Organism: Dacryopinax primogenitus
Lineage: Eukaryota; Fungi; Basidiomycota; Dacrymycetes; Dacrymycetales; Dacrymycetaceae
Product: S-adenosyl-L-methionine-dependent methyltransferase
Exons: 5
Coding region: 36-770 (244 amino acids)
Biological process (GO): peptidyl-lysine dimethylation; peptidyl-lysine monomethylation
Cellular component (GO): cytoplasm
Molecular function (GO): protein-lysine N-methyltransferase activity
Source: RefSeq, a predicted model, not a curated record
CGACGUAUGCCUCCUCUUCAACAGAUAGUUCCGACAUGACGGACACUGACGCUUCAUCAUCACUUGUUGACUUCAAUCCCUCACGUUUAGGCACAAAGGAGCACUGGGACGGGGUGUAUCAAAGAGAGAUCGGGUCCUUUCAUGAAAUCGCCGAUGAAGGAGAGGUCUGGUUUGGAGAAGACGUUCUUCAGAAGAUGAUAGACUGGGCGCUUGAAAACGUUCCGCCGACGCCUGACUCUCCAUAUAUUUUGGAUAUCGGUACCGGCAAUGGUGUUACUCUCUUUGGGCUAGCGGAGGUCGGGUAUCCUCUCGACCAGUUAUGUGGCAUAGAUUACAGCAACCACUCCGUUGAGCUUGCUCGAGCCAUUGCCGCAAACCGUGGAAUGUCCCAAAUUACUUUCAAGCAGUGCGAUAUCCUAUUCGACACACCGGCUCAUCUUGAGAAUAUGUCAGAUGGCCAGGGAUGGGAUCUAGUUCUCGACAAGGGAACUUUUGACGCUGUCUCCUUAGGACAGUACGAACAGCUAGAGCAACCAGCUUCUCGUCUCUACCCUAUUAAGGUCGGGGCACUGCUGAAAGAAGGGGGGAUGCUCCUAAUAACCUCAUGCAAUUUUACCGAGGCCGAAAUACGUAAUCUCUUCGAGACAUCGGCCUCCCGGUUACAAUUCCACUCUCACGUGAAACAUCGAACUUUCAGUUUCGGGGGUCAGACUGGCACCGUAGUCAGCACGACCGCGUUUGUCAAGACUACAGUGUCGUCGUCCGCAUGACUUUUCCUCUCACAAGCGAAGUAUACCUCAAGAAACAUCAUCCUCAAUUGUUUUCAUUGUAUCUGUAUACCAGCAGUAUCAUGUCC